Molecule: messenger RNA, 2689 nt
Organism: Puccinia graminis f. sp. tritici CRL 75-36-700-3
Lineage: Eukaryota; Fungi; Basidiomycota; Pucciniomycetes; Pucciniales; Pucciniaceae
Exons: 6
Coding region: 191-2641 (816 amino acids)
Source: RefSeq, a predicted model, not a curated record
CCCUUUCCUUCAGCUUUCAAACAUAGAACUAUCUCAUGAUCUGAAAAACCCAAUCAGAUCCAGGGCUGGAUUACCCUGCUUUUUGUUCCAUGACAGAGCAUCUCAUCAAUCCACAGAAAAAAGACAAAAAAGAGGCUCACUGCACACCUUGCUUCCUUCACUUCACCCAACCUAAUACCUGUAACUUUAGAUGGACCCCCCACAAUCUGGAACUCCUAUUGUUCCAUUCAAACCAAUAGAUUUUGAAGCUUAUCCAAUCGUCAGUCAGGCCACAGUCGAACAUCUGCGGAACUCACUGCGACAAUGCGAACUCAUGAGAGAUCACAUCCUACAGCAGUCAGCAGACUUGAUAGCUCAAUCUCGCUCUUUCGAUCUUCCCAAAUCUAGCAUCCCGCCCGCCACGGGUGCUACCAAGCUACAACAAUCGUCUGGCUCUGCGCGACAUCCCAGCCUGCAACAGAAGCCAAGCGGCUUUACGAAAUGCUCACCAUCGUUCGAGCUCGAGCCAGUUGCCCCAAGUGGAAACUGUGGGUCAAGCUCACAUGCACACAAGAUGUCCGGGUCCCUUGUGCACCAGCCAAAUCUCACGGGGACGAAAUCGCCGGCAUCCCCUGCUAAUUGCCUCAGCCCCGUUAGAGACGCGUCUCAUUCGAGCUCGCGCAAGAGGAGGUCCUCGCAGGUCGAUCAGCGCCCUUUGACACCCCCCAAGAAGCACAACAGUUCGCCUGGUGCUGCGCCCCCAAAGGCCUCAGCCAUCGAUCAUCUAAUUUACGACACGCCUUCCACGGACUGGAAGAAACCUUCUCCUGAAGACAUUAGACAUUUCAAACCUGAGCAUCAAUUAGUCGCUGCAUGCCCAUCAGAUUUGACCAUCCAUGGAGAAGACAGCAAAGUACGGCUGCCAUCGGAGACGCGUCAGGCUUAUUCGGGAUCGCCUUCUCCGGAUGACAGCGCCGAAAUCUUUCUGGGAACGGAUGUUGGCGGCUCGCCCCUAUUCACGAGCUCCCGAAAUACCUUUCCCGCAACCCAACCUUCAGUUGAUGAGCAUCCCGAACUAUCGGUUUUUCUUGCGGAUGAAAAACCGAUCGAUCCGCCUGUUCCCACGCGUCCCCCACCCCCCUCGACCAUCGGCCGCGCCCCAGCCAGUGCUCCAAUUGCCCUACAGGCCAAGCCACAGCCAUCGUCCACCAAACAGCUCUUCAUCCCAAAAGCGACACCUGCCACCCGAAAGCCCCGCCAGAUAACCUCACCUGUCAGUAAACGGUCUUCGCUCAAGAACGUACCCGCGAUCCGCCCUUGCAUCACCAAUAAGCAGCAACAGUCCAAGCCGAACGAUGCCCGUAGAGUUCCAAGUCUCAAGUCUGAGAAAAGAGUCCAAAUACUGGAUCAGACUAAAAUUCUGAACCAGAACAACCCCCCAAACCCGCUCAGUCAUCACAAUGAGACAUGGGAAACCAUGUCUAAAAACCCUCAUUUGCGACAGAAACGUGUCCAAAUGCUUUUUGAGCCCACAAUACUCAACGAGAACGACCCCCCGAACCCGCUCAGUCAUCACAAUGAGACCUGGGAAGCCAUGCCUCAAGACACUCAUCUGCGACGUCAGUCGAUCGACUUCGACCAAGAAAAUUGUAAGACGGACAAGGCGAUGGCUCCCCAAUUCCUUAAGCCAUUAUCAGUCUAUCCACCCGAGCCCUUCCCUCCGAUUCAAAAGCCACAAGCCCCGUUGAUAGAAUUUGACAAGUUACCACCUUUGGGGCGCCGAUUAGAGGCAGCGAUGGAGGCCCAUGUGUCGUCUUGGCCGGUCCGUCAACUGGUGAUGGCGAUGAACCAGAUCGUCUCGUACCGGAUCGAAGUGCUCGGCUGGCCGUCGAUGGUCGCCCACCAGCCGAUCCCAAUCGAGGAUCUUCGCGCGGCUCUCCAUGCCACCAAUCCUGAUAAAACACUCCAUAUCAUCAUGGCUUGUCGUAAGAAGAACCCCCAUUGUGUCGCCUUCACAGACAUCUUCUCUCAACAAUCAGUUCAAAACCGCCUCCUAAUUGCGGGCCAUGGCCUAAAUACCACCGUUCAACUCAAGAGAGACUUUACCCGUAUUGGACUUACGUAUUUCCCGAUGAUUAGGACUUUACGUGAACUUUAUCUCAAGAACCGCAGGGUAGCAGAAUGGGGAGAAUUCCGGGAUACAUUUGAGGCCCGGCAGCUCAGCACGCCGAACAGUGUCGUGCCCUCGGUCCUGGUCGAUGGGGCGGCGAAUCUGCAGAAGUAUGCCCAAGCGGCGGCCAACGACGGGAUCGUCGACAUCAUCCAGAACGGCUUCAUCGUUGCCCAUCACAAGCUCGACGGCCAUGCCCUCGAUAAACUUGUCCGGAUCAGCCUCAAAUCCGAGUGGUGGAGCGCCAGUAAUCCUUACUACGUACCCCCUGAAAUCGCUAUGCUUCCUAACCAAGAGAAAGGACAUCUCAACAGAUUCUGUCCCAAACUCUUCCAACCACAGCAAACUCUUCAUCAGCACCAAAAAGAGGAGGAGGAACACAAGCUGCAGCAGGAGCAGGAAGAAGAAGACAGUUAUUCAUAUGAAGAGUAUGAUAGUCUUUAUGAUGAAGAAUACAAGCCAUAUCAUGAUGAAUCUGAUGAUCCUGAAUAAAUAGCAUCAGUCUUCAUCACGUGUAUCAACCUGGGUUCAGUCACAAAA